Molecule: messenger RNA, 813 nt
Organism: Puccinia graminis f. sp. tritici CRL 75-36-700-3
Lineage: Eukaryota; Fungi; Basidiomycota; Pucciniomycetes; Pucciniales; Pucciniaceae
Exons: 1
Coding region: 1-813 (270 amino acids)
Source: RefSeq, a predicted model, not a curated record
AUGGUACAUACUCGUCGAUCGACAAAAGAUAUCCUUUUUGGACCGCUGCCUCCUCCGACUCAACGCCGCAAACCGGUUUCUAUCCUCGACCGCCGAAGGAAACUAGACUUCCGUCGACUUUCAAAACUUCCUCCACUUCCACCAUCGCCUCCCCCGACCCCGCCACAUCACACCCCCACAGACAAUCACCAAACUGAACAAUUCGGCUUACUCAUUGAGGGACUAAACAAUUUCAGUAUAUCGGAUAUCAACCCGAAUACAUCCAACCUUACUGGGAACGAACUUUCCAAUUCUGCACCCAUCAACAAUCAACCACCUUCUCCUUUCCUAUCUCCACUAUCUUAUAUUUUUUCUCAAUAUCUCACUCGACAACCCCCGACGACUCAUCUUCCUAUUCGACAAACAUCCCCAUUCGACCAACCUCAUCCAAUGUCAACAUCGACGGCAUCCGAGAUCACCCCCAGAGCUAAAUUUCUUCAACAACCAAGUGUCUACAAAUCAGAUGUGGAACCACUUGCUGCCGACGGUUCCAACUUUGACAAAUGGAAACGAGGCCUCACUCGAAUCAUUCUUCUCACUCUUGGACACGCCAACUUCUUCGACAAAUCGGAGAACUACUCCAAACUUUCAGACCAGGAGAAUACCUGCCUUCUUUUCCUCAUCCAAAUCACAAUCUACGACGAACUUGCAUCCCUCGUCGAUCAAUACACCAAGGGCACCGAAGCCUACGAUGCUAUACAGACCUGUAGGGAGUGUGCAAACUCCACAUUUGGAGCUUCAGGGGUAGAAGAGGAGGACACGGAGGAGCAAUGA